Colletes gigas is the source of this 7699-nucleotide messenger RNA. RefSeq lists its product as uncharacterized. Lineage: Eukaryota; Metazoa; Arthropoda; Insecta; Hymenoptera; Colletidae. Gene Ontology annotation, molecular function: protein binding. The transcript has 11 exons. Bases 247 to 6951 code for a protein of 2234 amino acids. The record is from RefSeq and is a predicted model, not a curated record.
GCGAUCAAUAAAUUAUUGAGAAAGUCUUAUCAAAGAUAUAUUUAAGAUGUUUCAACGUUGAAACAAUUUGUAAAAACGUAUUAUCGUCGUUCUAUAAUUUCCAUAAAAUAGAAUCACUCUGUCAAACUGUAUCAACUCGCAUAUAUUGAUUAAUACACGAAACUGAAACCGUGCUCGAGAUACGUAGAAAGAUGCGUUGAAUGACAGUCAACAAGGUGGACAGGUAUGAAACAUUAAACAUGCCUCAUGGCUGGAGGCAGGAGCAACAACAAGCGAAGUGGAAAUUUAGACAGAACGUGUCAAUGGCUCUGUUGCCAUCAACUGUAUGCUUCUGUCGUGCCUGAGCUUCCUUCGAGCGAAACGUUUAAAAGGUAUCAAUGUGCAGAGAAGAACCGCAUCGUUGCGAAAAGUCUAAGCGAUCUACAGAAUAAUAUUUUGAGAAUAUUUACGGGCUCCUUGUAUUGUGAUCUUAACAUAAUACAUGGAUAUAAUAUAAUACCAACAAACAAGUGUAUCGUUAAAACAAGAGCUCCACAUUUUUAUAAGGUCCUCAAACCUUAUUUUAUAUACACUAACAGUCGCAUUGAUUGCAUCCUUGAUAAACCGGAAAUUUUUCAUCACAUUGAAGGCUUUGUGAGGCUUUUAUAUAGCAAUUCAAACUGCUUGCAAGAAGAACGACUAUUGGUAGACCUUAUUUUGAACGUUACUUGCCAAUCAAGAUUUGUGAAUGCAUCCUGUAUCGAUACUGUUUCCGACAACAAUAAAAGAUAUGUUGAUUGCGCAACAGCAGACUGCAAUCCAGCAAUCGACGCUAAGGAUACGAGAAAUGUAAGAGAGUAUGCUUCAACAGAUGUAAGUCCCACUUUAUCCGAUAUGGCUGAUUCUGGUUUAGAGACUGGUUCUGUAAGUCCACAUGAAAACACAACGUCCGAGAAUUCGAGUACCGAUUUUGAGGAAUUGCAAGUCACAGGGUACACCUCCGCGAACGAUGAUUUUGUUAACAUACGCGUUAGACGCGGGAACAGCAAAGACCAGAAGAUAGUUGUGGAUGCGGAGCGCUAUGAUUCAGCCAACGCUUACAGUAGCACAUGCCAUAUAAAAGACUUGGUCGGAUCGGGAUUAAUGGAAAGUGCAUCGAACGAGCACAGCGCAACAUGUUCUUCCGUCGAUGCGGAACAACCGCAACUAGACUCUUCUAGCUCGUCCACGGACAAUGCUCAAAAAAAGAAAUUACAUACAGACGAAAUUUUUCAAUACGAGAAUCACGUACUUAGUGAUCCAUUUUACGAAUCGGACUGCGGUAGCGACGAGAACGAGUCGUUCGAGUUUAUCGAUCUCGGUAAUGUAUCCUCCGUGAGCACCGACGCGGAGAAAGAAUCCGCAAAGGGGGAAUCCACGGAGAAACCAUGCGACGAGAAGUUAUGCAAUUCCAGUUACUGUCGAACCGAAACUGCACAAUCGGAGAACGCGAGACUCGAAACAUCCCAUAAUAUACCGAAACAUAAAAGUUCCUGCAACGCGAGCAAUUAUUAUUUUAUCGACGCGUCGACGCUCAACGACGAAGUAGAAGUUCCAGCAUCGAACGCGGCUAAAAAUAAAUGCUUCGACGACAAGCCCAAGCCGUAUACCUGUUACUCUUCCGAAUACGCCGCAAGUAAAUCCAACGAUUUUCCCGACGAGCAAUGCUACAAAUUCACAUCGCUGAAAACAUCUAAUUUGCAAAUUGGUCACGAAAGGGUGGCAGAAUUCGAAAGGGAACUGAAACUCACGGAGUACUUAGAGCCGCUUACAGACACUCGGAAAGUAAGAAGAACCGAUUCUAUAUCCGAGGAUAAGGGAAACAUAAAUGCAGAGACAAACAAAGAGUCAUUGGUUGUAGAGAUCAAAGAAGCAGACAGCGGCGAAAGCGCACAUCCUUCACCUUGCCCUGACAAUAAUAAGAAUAUGAACAACGACCGAUCUAUUAUAUCGCGUGUAACUAACGACAAUGAUGCCGCCGUUAACGUAAAUAGUAACACAGAAACAACUGAGAACACGAACGACAAAGAUACGAAUUUAAUAGAAGACACUCGACGUCCUUCUCUCAUUAGGAGGAAUACGUUUGAAUUGGAUUCCAACGACGAGAAGAUAUCGGUAUUGAGACAAGAGUACGAACGACGACAAGGCAAUCUCGUAUUUCAAAAUGCUAUACCUCAGUAUUCGGGGCACCGUGUAGAUGGCGACUCGUGUUUCAUUCCACCGGACGAGCCCGCGAUUCCAGUGAGCACUGUUCUAAACAAGUUCAAUAUGGACGUUCAAAUUCCACCCGGUACUCAAUAUCACGCGAUGCCCUAUCUGCCAUUGGAUAAUGGAAAAUACGAGAUCAAUCAGAUACCGUCGGAAAAUAAUGAUUCUUUGCAGAAUGACAGUAAAAUUGCUAAAAUUUAUCCUGUAACGAAAAGCGCCAGCGAGGAAUUGGUCCCGGAUUACCGAGCAGAGUUGGACGAUGGGUCGAACAGCUGUAGCAAUAGCUUGCCUGUUACGCUGAAUUGCAUUUUAGAGAAGGAUAAUAGAAUAGAUACGUUAAAAAAGAUUAAAUGCGACGAGAACACGCCUAUUAUUUCUGGAGGCGUCAGCACCUCGGAUUAUUCAAAGCCUACCGAUAGUCCCACUGUCCGUCGAAAGACGGAAUCGACGCCUAUUGUUUCCGGGGGUUCAGUUAUCAUGGGUGAACCCGAACUGCGAGUGAAACCUUCGAGAAUGGCUUCUUCCAUGACCGCGUGGGUGGUCGACAUGAGCGAUUGCAAUAAAACCGAAUCCAAGUCAACAAAUAAUACUCAAGUAGGCAUGUCUCAAAGUUUCUCAACGUCCGAGUGUGUUAAGAAACCUGUUAGAAAAACGAGCGUACACGACAAGCACGGCAGCUUGGGUUUCUUCGUUAAUUUGAAGGAUAUGGAUCACAAAUCCGUCGCGCAGCAACAAAAUCAUCCAACGGAGAAGAAAGAACAAAACGAAAGUAGUAAGUCUUACUGUGAAUUCUAUGUCGAUAUAUUUAAUGCAAACUCUGCGUUGAAAAAUAAGAAGCCGGAAGCAGAAGAGACGAACAGCAAGCCUGGAAAAUCUAACGAAGACAAGAAAAAUAUUUUCUCCAUGUUCAUCGAUUUAAGUGAUUCGACCAAGAGCGCAGAAAGUACCGUACAGCCUACUCACAGGAGAAGUUUAUCCACGUUUUGUGAUAAACGAGUGGAAAUAAAAUCAGACGAUAUCAAUCCUAUUGAGAAUAGUAGUGACAAGGCGGACCAAUUGUCCAACGAACAAAAAUCUGUUAGAGACAAAGCUAAACCGAGCGUGUUUAUGUAUAUAGAGUCUGAUUCUCCGGUGGUGAGAAGAAGAACACUGUCCUCGUCUCGACCAGCGUUCAAACGACAUUCCUGGAAUGUCGAUAAAACGCAAGGUGCUAACAAUAAUGGACACGUUGCAAAGGAAAUAGUGUUCAAUAAGGAACAUAAACGCGCGCAUAGUCUCUCCGUGGACCGUGGCGACUUGAAGAAACUACAAGCGAAGCAAAGUUUUUCAAAUCAUUCUUUGAACGAUGCAACAAAAUCUGAAUGCGUUACGCAGAGGAAUUGUGCUCUUAGUAACAUGGACACGUCUUCGGAGGAUGCUUUCGAGUACGAUACAAGAGACACGCCUCCAAAUUCUCACGUCGAGGUGAUCAACGAGGAGCUUCGCGUGAGUAUAAAGGAACACGAAUAUACGGAGUUAAAAGCCGAACGAGCCGCGGAUAACCUCAAAACUGCCGACGUCAAAGCGUACGAAGACGAAUAUUCGGAAACUUCGGCGUGGGAGAAGACCUGUACAGAGAGUACGGAGGGACAGACGCGUAAAAGCGAAACGUUUGAUAUCAGUAGCGGCAGCGGGCCAUCCCCUGACAGCGACAAUCACGAUUACGAGCUGUCCGAGUUAUUAAACGGUGAAGUCCCAAAUAUAGACCGAACCCAAGUGAUACCAACUGUAGGUAACAAAAUAUCCGAAACUCAUAAAUCUUUGAACGAAACGAUCAAGAAAAUUGAAAGCGAAUUGAAGAGUCCGGACUACGUGAAGCCAGAUGAAACGUUUGAAAACCGCAAUGCAACAGCGAAGAAGAACGAAAGGACCAUGGGGCUCAAUCUGAAAGCGACAACGUCCAAUUUCGUCAGAUUGUCGGAUUUGGAUAAAACGCCUGUCGCAUCUCACACGGCGGAUAUUUUAACCGUGAAAGAAGAUAGAACUACUUAUCGUAUGUGCAACAGUAUACCAGAGACUUCGUGGAUCGAGAGCAAAUUAGUCAUGUAUAGAACGAAUGGCUCGGUGAGGCCAGUUCCCAAAAAAUUUACCUCGGUCAUGAGCACCUCCCUGCCGUCUAAACAAAAGUCUCCUCUGGAAGAUUUAACGGGGGAGUACGAUGGCGAAGGUAUCAUAUCGGAAUCUGAUCUAAGCAGUAUGCAAAGCAGCAUGGGUCGUUCUGGAGCUGAAGGUAGUACAGAGGAAACAGAAACAUCGAGUUUGGCAGGAGGAAGACCGUACAAUAGAUUGGGAGAAGAUUUAUUAAGGAUGUUCUUGGAAGAAAUUAAUCCAGACGUUACGAUCGACGUGGCUGGUCGUCGUAUAAGAGCCCACAAAUGUAUAUUGAGUUCUCGUUGUCAAUAUUUUGCGGCGAUUCUUAGUGGCGGAUGGAUCGAAAGUGCUGGAAACGUUAUUUCUCUGCAAGGAUACUCGUACGAUGCGGUACAUUUUGCAUUGUGCCACAUAUACAGCGGAGAAAGUAAUAUACCAGAUUCACUAAGUAUUGUUGAAUUGGCAACAUUGGCGGAUAUGCUGUGUUUGGAGGGGCUUAAAGAAGUUAUUGGAUAUACGCUUAAAGUUAAAUAUUGUCAUCUGUUUCAUAAGCCUUGUCAAAUAUGUGCUGUUGGCGUAUUGGAGUGUAUGCCCUUGGCGGCGGCUUAUGGUCUCGACGAAGUGUAUCGAAAAUCUCUUCGAUGGAUCACGAGACAUUUUGUACGAAUAUGGCCGUGUAAAGCGUUCGCGACUCUUCCAAGAGAACUGAUGUAUAAGUGUUAUCAUCAACAUAUUGUACACAUGUCUACAGACAACGUGCUUCAAACCAUGAUGGACUGCGACAAGCUACUCGCAACCUUGCCAAAUGUCCGUUGGGCAGAACCAGUGUUUAGGAUGGUGUCAAAUUUGCUGAAGACUUCGAUGAAGUUUUUGUCGGACAAUUUCUCAGGCGUGCUGGGAAACGAGAACUUCCAAUCCCUUGGUAGGGAGUUGACGUGGAACAUCAGUCGAUUGGAGGAUAAUUUCUUAGCAGCUGCGGAACGCUUGCCUCCUGAACAAGCAUGCAAAAGUUACUCAAAGUUACACAAAAUGUUGGCUUCCGCGCAACUGGACGAAGCUCAAGAAAAAAUCAAGUGGGGCCAGUUGUUCAUUGACUUUUUGAAAAAGAUUCAAUGCCGGGUGGAAAAAUGCUUGGUCAGGGACGCAACGCGAGCAGCGAGAACCGCCACGUGGUUGAAAAUGGACUUGGAACUGCGACGUAGAAUACAGGAACUGGCGUGUCUUGUAAUCCUACCUCACGAGACCACGAAACGUCAGUCGAGGCAUUCAAACUUUGUGAAAGAACCAAGGCCAGUGUCGAGUCGUUUAACGACAAAUCGAAGUUUGGAUUUGAAACGCGUGAAGAUGGUUAUAUCCGAGCACAAUGACAAAACAUUGAAACAAAUGGCAACGAUACAACAAACAAAGAAGGUGUUUAAUAAACCUAAAAGCGACCCGCUGGAACGUAAAAUGCAAGAUGAUAAGCAACCUGCUACUGAUACAAGUAGACCGAAAUCGUGGCCCAAUAAAGUAGAGGUAAAAUCGAGGUAUUUGGAACCUAGAAACAAAUCUGUUCCCAAAGAGACUAUACAUCCAACGCAUCCGGAAAAGGUAAUCGUACAGCCACGGCGAAAAAUAAUGAUCUCGUCUUCGGAUUCGUCUCGGACGUCUAGCCCGGCAAUGAAACGCGCCACCGAGAAAAAACCACUAGCAAAGAUAAAAUUACCUAUAAAAAAAGAUGUGAAGGCUCUUUCCUCGGACAGUUUAACAGAACCAAAUACAAGCAAAACGAACAAUAAAAAGGACUUGAUCAGUAAGAGUUGCGGUAUCACGCGUCCAGAAUCGCCAACCUUUAAGCAGAAAAAUGCAGAGAUAGGCUUAUCUGUAGAUUCUUUGGCGGAAUCAAAGAACAAGCCGGUAGCUGUUAAAAAGAAGGCUAGUAAAAUGGACACCUCGAUGUCCACGGACAGUCUUAUGACUGAGAUCACGACAACGCCUAAAUCGAACACGUCGAACAAACUUUCGCCGACCUUAGGGAAGACAACGAACAAGGUGCAAAUUUAUGAGAAAGUAAAGAAGAGUUCGCCGCCGAUACAGCAAAGAAGUCCGCUUACUAUAACGAGAAGAACACCCAGGUCAUUGGAAAGCUCAACCGCAGCGAGCAGAAGCAGGGUGGCGGCUAUAAGCGCUUACCACGGUUCGCCUAGUUUACGAAGGAAUCUUCUGGACGCCGCUAAGACUCCGGACGUUCCAAGUAAGUUGUUGAAUAACGUGUCGUGUAAGCCUACGAAUACGCGACCGAUUACGCAGUCUAUGAUCAAUCACCCUACCGUAAAGAGAGAAAAGAAAGAGGUAGUGCCGAAUCAACAGGGAUCCGAAAGCCCUAGCAAAAGAUCUUCCCCAAAGUCGUCUGGCACCAACAAAAUAAGUAAAACCGGGGUUACCAUUAAAAGGACAACUAGCAGGGCCCCGUGCGAUGAGAAAGUAAAAAAUAAGUGCCAUAACGGGGAAGUCGCGAAACAGCUUACGGUGGGCUCUAGAUCAGGAACCUUUCUAAAAGACGAGCCCACGAUACUUAAAAAAGCAGAUAUUAAAUCUUCUCAGAUCAAUACUUAAAUUUAUAUAGAUCGGUCGCUGUGUAUGUUUCUUUUACGUACAGCGCGGCAUUAGUUUUACGAAUUAUAUAUAUAUAUAUAUAAAAUUAUCAUCUGUAAUCGCAAACGUGAUAAUUCCAAUUGUGGGAUCGUACUAUGUGUAAAAUAGAAUUACGUAUAAUUUUAAUUUAAUGCAAGUUGCAGUUUGACGUAAUCGUCGAAAGGAAUAUAUUUGAAAUGCAUUUAUUAGAUAUAUAGAGAAUGUGCUAUGAUUUUGUUGUAAUAUUAAAGGUAAACUAUAAAUGAAAUAUGGCACUAGGAAUAUACAGGUUUCAAAUUAAAUCAUUUUUUUUCCAUUAUCUGAUAUCUGACAGAGAAUAGGAAUUCGUGGCUCUUAGAGGCAUCUUGGGUAACGAUUAAAUUUAGUUUAAUUAUAUUGCACAACUAGAAUAACGAUAAUAACGUUACUUUUGAUCACAAAUGCAACUAUCUUAAUGUCCCACCCAGUUUUCAACCGAUGUGCGCAUUAAUAAUGUCAUAGUAUUACACACCACAUAUUUAUAGAUUGUAGAUCUAACAUGGCCAGUUAGAUAAUAUAUUUAGAUAAAUCUUUCUUUCUUUCGCAUUUAAGGAGCCAUAUCACCCAAAAUUGUUUCGUAGAAUUAUUUACUAAUUUUACUAGUUGCAGUAUAUGUAAAGUAAUUCCUCGUCUUACCAUUUGAUGUUGCCAUUUUACUAACUAAUUUUUAUUGUAAGUAGAACUCCGUUUA